Calliphora vicina (urban bluebottle blowfly) is the source of this 1727-nucleotide messenger RNA. RefSeq names its product Rhodopsin 6 (gene Rh6). NCBI's taxonomy places the organism in Eukaryota, Metazoa, Arthropoda, Insecta, Diptera, Calliphoridae. The transcript has 3 exons. The record is from RefSeq and is a predicted model, not a curated record. Gene Ontology annotation, cellular component: plasma membrane. Gene Ontology annotation, biological process: cellular response to light stimulus; phototransduction; G protein-coupled receptor signaling pathway. Bases 226 to 1335 code for a protein of 369 amino acids. Gene Ontology annotation, molecular function: G protein-coupled photoreceptor activity.
GGUUUAUUAACGUAGAAACGGCAAAGCGGUUAACACAAAGAAUUUAAAAGGAAAAUAAAUCAAAAAUAAAGUGUAAAAUUUACCCGCUAAAGAAUAAAACGCUCAAAUUAUGGGAACAAAAUAAAGUGACAGGACGUAACGUAUAGUUUUGAUAGAAAUAUUUCUAUACUCUUUCACUUGUAACAUCACAUUCAACUGUAAACGUUUUCCGAAAACCCAUAAAAUAUGGCUACAUUUAAUCCUCCCUCGUUCGCGUAUAUGCGUGGUGGUCGCAAUGUCAGUUUGGCCGAGAGUGUACCGGCUGAUAUAAUGCAUAUGGUGGAUCCCUACUGGUAUCAGUGGCCACCCAUGGAACCGAUAUGGUUUGGCAUCAUCGGUUUUAUUAUAACCGUCCUGGGCAUUAUGUCGUUGAGUGGUAAUUUUAUUGUGAUCUAUAUUUUUACAUCCGCCAAAUCGUUGCGUACACCCUCCAAUAUGUUUGUGGUGAAUUUGGCAUUUUCCGAUUUUAUGAUGAUGUUCACCAUGUUCCCGCCCGUCGUUCUCAAUGGCUUCUAUGGCACUUGGAUUAUGGGUCCGUUCUGGUGCGAACUGUACGGUUUAUUUGGUUCACUCUUUGGCUGUGUAUCGAUUUGGUCAAUGACCUUGAUUGCCUACGAUCGUUAUUGUGUCAUAGUUAAGGGUUUGUCGCGUAAACCGUUGACCAUAACAGCGGCCGUUUUACGUUUGAUGUUUGUGUGGAGUGUGUGCCUUACAUGGGCCAUUUUCCCCAUGGUCGGUUGGAAUCGUUAUGUGCCCGAGGGUAAUAUGACAGCGUGCGGUACGGAUUAUUUCGCCAAAGAUUGGUACAAUCGCUCGUACAUCAUUGUGUACUCCGUGUGGGUGUAUUUUAUGCCAUUGUUAACGAUCAUCUUUUCGUAUUGGCACAUCAUGAAGGCCGUCAGAGUGCAUGAGCAGGCGAUGCGUGAACAGGCGAAAAAAAUGAAUGUUGCCUCACUGCGAAACAGCGAAGCGGAUAAAGGCAAAUCAGUGGAAAUAAAAUUGGCCAAAGUGGCACUUGUUACCAUUUCGUUGUGGUUUCUGGCCUGGACACCAUAUACGAUUAUAAACUAUGCCGGCAUAUUUGAAUCGAUGGCCUUGUCACCGCUCAGCACCAUCUGCGGUUCGGUGUUUGCCAAAGCCAACUCAGUCUGCAAUCCGAUUGUCUACGGUUUAAGUCAUCCCAAAUACAAACAAGUCUUGAAAGAGAAAAUACCCUGUUUGGCUUGUGGCAAAGAUGACACGGCUUCUGAUUCAAGAACACAAGCUACCGCUGAAAUCAGUGAAUCGGCAGCGUAAUUUCCUACUUUUCUUCUUUCUUAAAAUUAAUGACAUUAAUGACAAUUAUGGCGCGUUAAAGGACUUAAUGAUUUCACAAACUCUUAUUUAUUAUAUUUAAUUUUAAGUAGUAUUUACUUAGUUUGUAAAAAGAAAUUAACAAUUCCUAUGGACUCAACGAAGUGAUCUUAUGCUGUGUUUUAUGGUUAAACUCUUUAAGCGUAUAAGAAUGAGAAACUAAAAAUUUUUAAAAAAAAUCUAUACAAAAAAAUAUAUAUUUUUGAAAAGUUAACUAACUAUACUUAUGAAAAAUAUAACAAAACAACGAAAAGUUUUAUGCAAAUUAUAAAAAAAUACAAAAAAAAAAUAAGAACAGAAAUAAUAAAGAACAAAGCAAUUGAUACAAAAUCAAA